Messenger RNA from Oryza brachyantha (malo sina), 1308 nucleotides. RefSeq names its product RHOMBOID-like protein 2. Gene Ontology annotation, cellular component: membrane. Lineage: Eukaryota; Viridiplantae; Streptophyta; Magnoliopsida; Poales; Poaceae. Gene Ontology annotation, molecular function: serine-type endopeptidase activity. Bases 116 to 1096 code for a protein of 326 amino acids. The transcript is spliced from 5 exons. The record is from RefSeq and is a predicted model, not a curated record. Gene Ontology annotation, biological process: proteolysis.
CCACUACCACCCCAGCAAACGCUUGCUUGCUUGCUUGCUUCCCCUUCCCCUCAAUUCUACCCGAGCUGCUGCUAUAAUUACGAGCUGCACUGCUGAACCCUAACCGCUGUGCAGUAUGGCGAGCAGCAGCAGCGAGGGGAAGGCUGCCGCCGGCGGCGGCGGCGGCCCUGGGUACCAGUAUGCGUCGUACGGCGGGUACUACGACGAGGAGCGGCGGUGGUGGCCGUGGCUCGUGCCCACCGUGCUCGUGGCCUGCAUCGUGGUGUUCCUCGUCGAGAUGUUCGUCAACAACUGCCCCCGCCACGGGAGCCCCCUCCGCGGCGAGACCUGCGUCGCCGGCUUCCUCCACCAGUUCGCCUUCCAGCCGCUCCGGGAGAACCCGCUGCUCGGCCCCUCCUCCGCCACUUUGGAGAAGAUGGGAGCUCUAGACUGGGCGAAAGUUGUUCAUCAGCACCAAGCAUGGCGUCUCAUCAGUUGUAUCUGGCUGCAUGCUGGUCUAAUCCACCUGAUUGUCAACAUGCUAAGCUUACUAUUCAUUGGACUCCGCCUUGAGCAGCAAUUUGGGUUUGUGCGUAUUGGGAUCAUCUACCUGCUAUCUGGCUUUGGUGGUAGCGUGCUGUCUGUGCUAUUUUUGCGUAAUAACUACAUUUCCGUCGGUGCCUCUGGAGCUUUGUUUGGCUUACUUGGGUCUAUGCUCUCUGAGCUUAUAAUGAAUUGGACUAUUUAUUCUAACAAGGCAGCGGCAAUCAUAACUCUGCUGUUUAUAAUUGCAAUCAAUUUGGCAAUCGGCAUACUGCCGCAUGCUGAUAACUUUGCACAUAUUGGUGGAUUUGUGACUGGAUUCCUUCUUGGGUUUGUCCUGCUGGCAAGACCUCAGUUUGGUUGGAUGGAACGACACGAGUUGCCACAGACUAAUCAACCUCGAAAGUACAAAGCAUACCAGUAUGUUUUGUGGAUUGUUGCCAUCUUCUUGCUGCUAGUUGGAUUUGUGAUUGCCUUGGUGAUGCUUUUCAAGGGCAAGAAUGGAAAUGAUGGUUGCCACUGGUGCCACUAUCUGAACUGCAUUCCAACAUCCAGAUGGAAGUGCAGUACCUAGAUGCUUCAGCACUCAGUUAGCUUUUCUCCAAAUUACAUACAUAUUCUUUUGGGAACGAUUUUCUAGCUUGUGUGCUUGUAGAUAUCGACAAGAAAUUUGCCACCAGAGUUGAAUUCUGAGUACAAUCCUUUCUGCUUGUUAUUUGAGCUUGUAACAGACGUUUAUUUCAGGCAACGCUAUAUUGGUUCGCUUCAAAAGUUUGCACUGUUCAA